GCUCCAUUCGUCGUACCUAUUGGAUAUCGGGGCGGCGCUCCCGUUCGACGAGGGUAUUGACUUGGCGUCUGGCAGCGAUGUCUCCAUUCGCCUGCCAGCGGAUUUUCAGAAAUUCGACUACAUUCUGGCGCAGCGUGAUGCAGACGAUAUACAAAUUUCUCGUGACGCACGGCAGAAGAAUCUCUGGCACACUACUCAGCUCUCCUCGCCAUCACUGUCAGACUACCAGUUGCUAUGGUGAGAUCCCGAACGCUCACACACCCUCGCUUCCGAUUCGUAGGCCUUUCUCUGCUGUCGAAAUCGACGAUGCGUAACAAGCGGACUCCCUCCCCUCUCCUCACACACAAUUUCACAACGUACUCUUGGGAUUUCUGGAACGAGCCUCCGGGUCCCUUCAUUUCCUACCCCUCCACCCCCUUCAAACGCGGCCCCCUCUCUGGAUACCGGUUUAGCGAUUUGGACGAGAGAGGGAUCGAGCGUCUCCCGCUACACAUUGUCGAUGCAGGCGGAAUAACGGGACCCAAUUUCGAAGACUUAUUACUAGGGAAUUCCCCCGAGGAGCAGUUCACCGUGGUUAUGUUGACGUACCAGAGGAACAAGGUGCUGAUGGAGGCACUGGGGAGACUGGAUGAUGUGGCGUUUCUCAAUAAGGUAGUGGUUGUGUGGAACAACCCAGAAACUCCACCGGGUGAUUUGGAAUGGCCCGACAUCGGAGUGCCCAAUGAGGUUGUUCGUGGCAAAGGCAACAGUCUCAACAAUAGAUUUCUGCCAUUCAAAGAAAUAGAGACUGAGGCUGUCUUGUCUAUCGAUGACGAUGUGCAUCUCCGACCAGAUGAGAUACAAUUUGCCUUCAGAGUAUGGCGUGAAGCUAGGGACAGGAUCGUGGGGUUCCCAGGUCGUUUCCAUGCCUACGACCUCAAACACGAGACCUGGUUGUACAACUCUAACUAUACGUGUGAGCUGUCAAUGGUUCUGACAGGAGCUGCCUUCUUCCACAAGAUCUAUUCCUACCUGUACUCUAGCUGGAUGCCUCAGGAGGUGAGGGACAUGGUGGACCAGUACAUGAACUGCGAAGACAUUGCCAUGAAUUUUCUCGUCUCACACGUCACCAGGAAACCUCCCCUCAAGGUGACAUCUCGUUGGACAUUCCGUUGCCCCGGUUGCCCGGAUACGCUCUCCACGGACGACACUCAUUUCCAGGAACGUCACGUGUGCAUGAAGCAGCUCACCGGUAUCUAUGGUUACAUGCCCCUCCUCUACACACAGUUCAGAGUCGACUCGGUGCUUUUCAAGACCCGUCUCCCUAGCAACCUUCAAAAAUGCUAUCAAUUCAUCUAGAAUAAAUAUUUUAUAUUUUUUCAGUUUGGCUGUUGUUUGUCUUAUGUGUGUGUGUUAUGUUUUCAUGUAUUUUUGUAAAAGAUUCAUGCUCUAUGAAGUAAAAUUUCAUGAUGUGAAAGUAAGCGGA
Messenger RNA from Geodia barretti, 1465 nucleotides. The record is from the annotation of a GenBank genome assembly. Lineage: Eukaryota; Metazoa; Porifera; Demospongiae; Tetractinellida; Geodiidae.